Molecule: messenger RNA, 4282 nt
Organism: Chionomys nivalis (European snow vole)
Lineage: Eukaryota; Metazoa; Chordata; Mammalia; Rodentia; Cricetidae
Gene: Rab23
Product: RAB23, member RAS oncogene family
Exons: 8
Coding region: 444-1157 (237 amino acids)
Molecular function (GO): GTPase activity; GTP binding
Source: RefSeq, a predicted model, not a curated record
CGCGGCUGCGGCGGGCGGCGCUCUCCUCUUGGGUCCUCGUGGGGAAUGCCCGGGGGUGGACAGGCUGGACCGCUCUGUUCCCUCCAUCCCGGCCGCCGCCCGCAGAUCGGUAGCCGCGGUUUCCAUGGAGCGGGAAGCCGAGGGUGUGAGAACUUCACUCCGGCGGGCUAGGCGAGGUCCGCACGGGGCUGCGCGACAAGAACAGUCCGUCCCUGCGCUUUUUCAAACGUCCAGGCUGAUGCACGGUAAAAACCAAACCCAGCAGCCCUCUCAUUACUUCUAGGGUGAAGAAUUGUGAGGUGGAGCACAGAAAGUUGAUGUCCUAAAACCAAGCCAGUGUGCAGUACAGCUAGAUGAACAAGGCCAGAUCUUGUUAUAGGCUUGCAGAGACGAUCUGAUCACCUGGAAUUAGAGCUGAUCCAGAAACCACUUCUGUUUCAAAAAUGUUGGAGGAAGAUAUGGAAGUAGCCAUCAAGAUGGUGGUCGUAGGGAAUGGGGCAGUUGGAAAGUCCAGUAUGAUUCAGCGAUAUUGCAAAGGCAUUUUUACAAAAGACUACAAGAAAACCAUUGGUGUUGACUUUCUGGAGCGACAGAUUCAAGUUAACGAUGAAGAUGUCAGACUGAUGUUAUGGGACACCGCAGGUCAGGAGGAAUUUGAUGCAAUAACAAAGGCAUACUAUCGAGGGGCCCAGGCUUGUGUGCUUGUGUUUUCCACCACAGACAGGGAAUCUUUUGAGGCGAUUUCCAGCUGGAGAGAAAAAGUAGUAGCGGAAGUUGGAGAUUUGCCAACUGUGCUUGUCCAAAACAAGAUUGAUCUGCUGGACGACUCUUGUAUCAAAAAUGAGGAAGCCGAGGCCCUGGCCAAAAGGCUGAAGCUGAGAUUCUACAGGACGUCUGUGAAGGAAGACCUCAAUGUGAACGAAGUUUUUAAAUAUUUGGCUGAGAAACAUCUACAAAAACUCAAACAGCAAAUAACUGAAGAGCCAGAGCAGACACACUCAAGUAGUAACAAAAUCGGUGUCUUCAACACGUCCAUUGGAAGUCACUUGGGGCAGAAUUCAAGUACCCUUAACGGUGGAGACGUCAUCAAUCUUAGACCUAACAAACAAAGGACCAAGAAAACCAGAAAUCCUUUUAGCAGCUGUAGUAUACCCUAAAUUGCUUCAGGGAGAAGAGCAGAAUUGCAUUUGCAGUUCACUAAGGAACGCACCCGGUGGCGUCACGGCGUUAGAGUCUUAGCGGACGGACCUUGCACCUCGCUCUGAAAGCUGACAUUGUAAUGUUGCCCUGCAGUGCUUCUCAGAACGUAGAUCGAGACCUCUACUGGAAAGUUACCGCCUUGUGGACUCAUUCUAGUUUUUGACAUUAGACGAAGCUUAUCCUGUUUUUGAAGGGACACGUAGGACAUGUCAAAACAGAUUUUGCUGAAUUUUAAAAUGCUGAAAACAAAGUUGAAAACGACUAAAUCUGUUGGUAACAGUUUCCCUCACUGCCCAAGGGGAGGCAGCAAGCAUUGCUUCCUUGGAACUGGUUGUCUAGUUUCCUGUUCAUUCUGAAUGCGUAAAGAAAGUACUGAAGGGAAAACUCGGGUGCCUGUCAGCCUGCACUCGUGUGUGUUGUCAGUGGAACAUCUGUUACGGGUUGUGGGAGUGUGCAUGCAGACAUCUGGCUCCAGCAAACGAGGUCUGUGCCCUGGGAAAGGCUGUAGAUCCUAAGCAGUUCACGCACACCACCAUUUAUACAUUGUGUAUCUUUCUGGUCUCACACGAGAACUUCAAGACAUAUUUUACAAAACACACUUGGACUUAAAUGUGCCGUGUGCCAAAACAGCCCCCUAAUUUUUACAGUGCUGUAUAGAAUUUGUAUUUGUGGCAUCCUUUAAAGGCGGUGAAGGGAAUGUAAACAUCUGAAUGCCAGGGCCUCUCCUGAGUGAGAGUUCCGCAGAGUCCUCUCCGUGGCCACAGUAAGAUGGUGAGCUCAUGCUGUGACAGGGUCAGCCACAUCCCCAGGUCCACAGCAGCCAGCGCCACCCAGAAGAUCCCGGGAAGUGUGCAAAUUAGUUCUUUGGCUGCUGACUGAGACCCCCCCUCAACUCUGAACUUUGAAGAUGAAGGGAACCAUUUUUUCAGAAUGUACAAAGGUAGUCUGGUCCUGAGCCAGGUUAUGGAUUUUUCGAAGCCUUGCAACUCUAAAGCAUCCUUCUGUUUACAAACCUUGUAUAACAUUUUAAGAUUAUUGCUUAAAAUUUUCUGUGGCCUUUGGUUUCCAUGGCACCUUAUUGAGAGAUGUUGGCACAGGAGUGUCUACAAAGAAACGACCAAGUGUGUAGAUGGUGACUGUAGACUUGGAAGUUGGGACACGCCUGCCAAAGAGAUAAUCUCAUGAGUUCUUUUAAAAACUGAUUAUUCUUUAUUAGUGGUUUUGUCUAUAAAGCGUUAGUAGCUCCUUUCCACACCCUGGUUCUCACAGGACUUAAAGUAUAAAAAAGCGAUUUUCUUGAAAAAUGUGCUAUGAUGUCAUUUUCUAUUAUUUUUACAAAAAUAUGUCCAGAAUAUAUAAAUAUUUGAUGCAUUUCCCUUGUUUUUUUUCUCCUCCCCCCUUUUUUAAAUUUCCCCCCAUUUUACCGCCCUCCUCCCGCCUGGAUCAAUGUUGAGCAUAGUAGAGUGUUUUUGUUCUGUGGUCGAGACUGAAGCUUGCCUUUCACAUUAAACCCAUCUGCCGUCAUCCGUCAGCGAGUAGUAAAGAUGUUUAUUUUGUGUCUCAGUUGUUAGCACUCCCAUUGCUGGCGGUGGGAGAAGAAUGGCGGGACCCUGGUUCCUCACCACCUACCUAGGUCCCCCGCUGUGAGUGUGGUUUUUUCUCUCUUCAAAUACAGUCUUCGGUUUUUGCACAGAGUGUAUUUGGUGACAAAUAGCCUUGUUAUUUUUAAUUGGCAGGGUUGAAUUGGGAGAAUUCCUGAGAGAGCACUGUAAGCUGUGCUCCUAGGCACGAAUGUGUGGUGAGGGGUGUGUGGUACUUCUCUAUGACAUAGACCCAGACUGAUGGUGGCUGCUGUUUCCUCAUAUUUGUAACAGAAUUUUAUGUGCUUUAUCUUUUUUUAAUGGAAGUCUUUGUAACACAUUUGAAUUUUUACUUUGCAUUGCUGUAUUUUUAUAGACUGUCUAAAAUCAGCCACAAGUAAUAUUAAUUUAUCCAUGUAUUCAAUUCUGAAGCCUUCAGAGGUCACAUUGUCCCCUUGUGUGACUGUAACUUCUAAGAGCUUUAUACGAAAUUCUGGUGAAGCCCUGCGGUGACACAAAGAGAGCCCUGUCCAUUUGUGCCCCGGUUUACGUUUUUUCAUCGUCACCAGUGUUUAGUGUCAGGCACAUAGCUGUGGAAUAAUUGCCAUAUCUAAGAGUUCCUCAGGUUCUUUCUUCCAGUCUCUGCCAUGAAUUAAAUAGUACAUAAAGCAGCCCUAUAUGGCAGUACAAAAAACACAGGUUGAACUCUUCCUUUUUAUCCACUCGAAGUGGCAGCAGCACAUUCUCAAAUGCAAGCUAACACUACCACAGUGAGGAGACGUGGCCCUUCCCUGCAGAGUGAAGUUAGGUGUUGCUUCCCACCUGUGAGGCGGUGCUCAUAACUCAGGAGUGUGGGCCCCCACUGUGCUUGACACUGGGGACUGGAGUCUAGUCAGAAGAUUUAGGAUGAGGGGUGGCCUAUGUCUUAGACCCUGAAGUGUGCUCUUGUAAUCUGAGGUGUUGUUAACCUUUGGAGUGAGGCUGGGAACACCUCGAUAGAGCAUCUCUCGCCGAGUGGCUGCAGAAGCCUACAGGGUGAGUGUUCCCUCUGCUGCAGCCAUGCAGUGCCUGGGUGGCUUUGUUCACCUUAACAGUUACAUGAACAUCUUGUUACUCUUAAGGGUUUCACAUAUGAAACUUAAGAAAGCUAUUGUACAAAUGGAGUUAUCUGCAUACAGGUAAAUAAACCACAGUGGGGUCUGAACUACCCCGGCACCAGGCUCCAGACGGCGGCUGCCACUGCUCCUUUCCUGCUGGCUCCUGGAAUACUAAAGGAGGAGGUUCAUAAGUGGUAUUUUCAAAAUAAAAUCUUUGGAUCAAAGGAAAAACUUAAUCCCUUCUAUAUUUUUGUUACUAAUAAAUAAUGCUUUUGUAAAUCUGACUGGGAAAAAUACUUGUAUGCAUUCAUAUUGAGUGGUACUUUUGCCUUUGGGAUUAAUUUUAAAAUGUACUACUUGAUUACAGUCUCAACGAAGAUGAAUUCCAAAACCAAAACAAUAAAA